AUUUCCUCCACACCCUAUGAACUCAUUUAGUUCCUCACCUGACCUCACUCUACUCUAAUGUAAUAAUCACUUUUCAAAACACCAAACAAACCCUUACUUCACUCUAUGGCGAUCUCAUCACAAUCUUUCUCACCUUCCUUCAUCUUAACUCGCCACGAUUCAACUCGCCCAACUCGUCUUCCCUCUCGAUUCACCUUCACUCACUUCCGCAAAAUCCAAACCCGCUCUGCAUCCCCUCGAUUCUCCGUUUCUUCACGUCUUAACUCGUCUAAAUCCUCCGAUGCCGGCGGUUCCAUCUCGCCGGAUAACGGCGAUGUCACCUACGAGCUCCACCACGAUCUCUCGCCGCAGCGUCGGAGACGCGGAUCGCCGGUUUUUGUGACGCUUCCGGUGAAAUCCAUAGGGAGAGAGGGGAAGAUAUGGAGGCCGAAAGCGAUGAUGCUGUCGUUGAAGGCGAUGGCUGCCGCGGGUGUGGAAGGAGUUGUGGUGGAGAUUUGGUGGGGGGUGGUUGAGAGGAAUGAGCCUAGGGUUUAUGAUUGGCGAGGGUAUCGGGAGCUUGUUAUGAUGGCUUGCAUGUGUGGUCUCAAAGUUCGUGCUGUUCUCGCAUUUCAUCAACAUGGAACAGACGGUGAUGAUCUUAAUGGCUAUUUUUUUUCUUGUCAUAAGCCUCAGACUCUAGAAGGUUCUCCCUCCUUGUGUAGGAUACCACUUCCUUUAUGGGUGCUUGAUGAGAUGCAAAAGGAUCCGGAUUUAGCAUUUUCUGAUAGGUUUGGAAGAAGAAAUACUGAAUACAUUUCCCUUGGGUGUGAUAUUCUUCCUGUGCUGCGUGGGCGUUCUCCCAUUCAAGUAUAUGCAGAUUUUAUGAGGGACUUCAGGGACACCUUUAGGCCUUUUCUUGGCACUAUCAUUACAGGAGUGCAGAUUGGCAUGGGUCCUGGUGGUGAACUAAGAUAUCCUUCAUUGUCUUUACAAAAGCUAAAUUUGGAUUGGUCUCGAGAACUUGGAGAGUUUCAGUGCUAUGAUAAGUAUAUGCUUGCUUCUCUAAACGCCUCUGCCCGAAAUAUUGGAAAGCGUGAAUGGGGAAAUGGUGGUCCAUCUGGUGCUGGAAGUUUGAUCCAAAAUCCUGAGCGUACUGAAUUCUUUAGAAACGAGGGUGGCUCUUGGAACAUGCCAUAUGGUAAAUUUUUUCUUGAAUGGUACUCGGAUAUGCUGCUACUGCAUGGAGAGAGAAUUUGUAGGGAAGCUGAAACUAUAUUUAGGGGUACAGAAGUCCACAUAUCAGCAAAGUUGGCUGCCAUUCACUGGCACUAUGUCACACAAUCCCAUCCAUCGGAGGUAACAGCAGGCUAUUAUAAUACUUUUAAAAGGGACGGAUACUUACCAAUUUUACGCAUGUUUAGUAAAUAUGGAUUCUCGAUGUGCUGCUCUUGUUUUGAAAUGCAAGAUAUAGUUAUGAAGAAGAUCAAUCCAGAUUGUAGCCCCGAAGGUUUUCUUAGACAACUUUUGCUGGAUGCUAGGCUCUGUGACAUAUCACUUGAAGGUCAAAAUUUCUCAACUGAUUUGGAUGAUGAUGGAUUCACUCAGGUCCUAAAGAUGUCAAAAUAUUACUCAGAUGGCAUCGAGAGACGCCCCUUUUCAUUCAACUUUGUAAGAAUGGACAAAAAUAUGUUUGAACCCCGAAAUUGGGACCGGUUUACUCGAUUUGUGAGACGAAUGUCUGAUGGAAACAUGUUUCGAGCCCGAUUAAAUUCUGUAGGAAAGCUACGGUUGAAAACUACAGUGGCUGCAGAAGUUGGAUUGUUAUACCAGCUUUACCAGUACUCUUGAAGCUAGUUUUGGCCAUUAUUCUAGAAGGCAUAUUUUAGUAUUAUCACCCAUUAUGUUUCUAGUGUUGUGAAAUGUGUAGUAUCUGCUGAUUCUUAUGAUUCUUUUAUUGCUUAUGGGCAACUUUUACUUCUUCAGAGAGCCACCGCCUUACAUGACCUUCCAGAGUUUUUAUAUGGUUGGCAUGUUAUUCCACUUGUACCUAUAAUUCUAAUAGACUGAGAUACAAUCUUGGAUCCAGAUACUGUUGGAAUCUUAGUUCAUCAAGUUUGUCCCAUUUUUUAUUGUCUGUUAUGUGGAGAUGGAUUCUUGACUAUCAAGCCUGUAUAACUUAAUGAUGUUUGGAUUUUAAAUGAGUAUAAAUUGCAAUCGGUCCAAUUAUAUUCU
This is a messenger RNA of Lathyrus oleraceus (garden pea), 2211 nucleotides long. RefSeq names its product beta-amylase 1, chloroplastic. The transcript has 4 exons. Gene Ontology annotation, molecular function: beta-amylase activity. Lineage: Eukaryota; Viridiplantae; Streptophyta; Magnoliopsida; Fabales; Fabaceae. The record is from RefSeq and is a predicted model, not a curated record. Gene Ontology annotation, biological process: polysaccharide catabolic process. Bases 106 to 1827 code for a protein of 573 amino acids.